Messenger RNA from Brassica oleracea var. oleracea, 724 nucleotides. Its product is annotated as syncoilin-like. The record is from RefSeq and is a predicted model, not a curated record. NCBI's taxonomy places the organism in Eukaryota, Viridiplantae, Streptophyta, Magnoliopsida, Brassicales, Brassicaceae.
GUCUUUUCCUCUUUCUCACCUUCGCCAGUUUUCUAUGUUUCUUCCCCAGUCUAUCUAAGCCAUAAAUUGAACCUCUAAUAACAUAAACUUUUGACUUGCUUCAUUAUCGUCUCCACCUCUCUCCUUAACGGUAUAUACUACGAAAAUCAAUCAUAGUAUUCUAACCUCCUGCUUUGUUUGAUUGCUUCCAUGUCAGUCGGCUUCCUUAAGAUAUAUCGGAUUCUACUUCUUCCCUGGAAAAUUGAAGGGGUUUCGAGUGAAGAUGAAGGAGAUGCAGGCAAUAGAGACGUCACAGCCGACGGUGGCUCCGCCGGCGGUGCACAGCCGACAGCUAGGAGCUCAGCUGUCGGGAAGCAUGAGUUUUAGCAGCCAAAUGACGAAGGAAGACGAGGAGAUGUCGAGGACGGCUUUGUCUGCUUUCAGGGCGAAAGAAGAGGAGAUCAAGAAGAAUAAGAUGGAGAUUAGGGAAAGGGUUCAAGCUCAGCUUGGUCGUGUCGAAGAGGAGACUAAGCGUCUCGCUUUGAUCCGUGCGGAACUUGAAGGUUUAGCUGACCCCAUGAGGAAAGAAGUUGCUUUGGUCAGGAAGAAGAUUGAUUCUGUCAACAAAGAGUUAAAGCCUUUGGGUCAUACUGUUCAGAAAAAGGAACGAGAGUACAAAGAAGCUCUUGAAGCAUUCAACGAAAAGAACAGGGAGAAGGUGCAGCUAAUCACCAAGCUUAUGGAG